AUGCGAGCUGGACAGACCCCCUCUCUCAUCGUGCAGCACCACAUGAACCGCCUCAUACCCCGCCGGCCGCUUCUCAAGCAGAUAUCUGGGUUUCAAGCUGCUUCGCUCGUGACGACUCGCGCCAUGCAUAUCCAGUCGAUCCCCAUGUGGGUGGGGAGCAGCAACAACUACGCGUACCUGGUUGUCGACGACAAGUCCAAGGAUGCCGUCAUCAUCGAUCCGGCGAACCCGCCAGAAGUCGCGCCGGUCCUUAAGGACGCGAUCCAGGCCGGCAAGAUCAACCUGACGGCCAUUGUCAACACGCACCACCAUUGGGACCACGCCGGCGGAAAUAAGAAGCUGCUGGCCGAGCUGGGCACACCCAAUCUCGACAUCAUUGGCGGCAAGGACUGCGAGGGCGUGACGAGGACGCCCAAGCACGGCGAGACGUUCAAGCUCGGCGGGAUCUCGGUGCAGCCGGUGCACACGCCGUGCCACACGCAGGACAGCAUCUGCUUCUUUAUGGAGGAUGACACGGGCAAGGCCGUCUUCACGGGCGACACGCUCUUUGUCAGCGGCUGCGGCAAGUUCUUCGAGGGCUCCGCCGCCGAGAUGCACGAGGCGCUGAACAAGCGUCUCGGUGCGCUUCCGGAUGACACGGUCGUAUAUCCGGGCCACGAGUACACAAAGUCCAACGUCAAGUUUGCCAUCUCCGUCGACCAGGGCGAGGCGGUGAAGAAGCUGCACGACUUUGCCGAGAACAACAAGGAGACGACGGGCAAGUUUACCAUUGGCGACGAAAAGAAGCAUAAUCUGUUUAUGCGCGUUGAGGACCCUCAGAUGCAGAAGGCGACGGGCGCGACGGACCCGGUGGACGUCAUGGGCAAGCUGCGGGAGAUGAAGAACAACUUCAAGUGA
This is a messenger RNA of Purpureocillium takamizusanense, 897 nucleotides long. RefSeq names its product Hydroxyacylglutathione hydrolase. The transcript has 10 exons. NCBI's taxonomy places the organism in Eukaryota, Fungi, Ascomycota, Sordariomycetes, Hypocreales, Ophiocordycipitaceae. Gene Ontology annotation, molecular function: hydroxyacylglutathione hydrolase activity. The coding region runs from base 1 to 897 and encodes 298 amino acids. The record is from RefSeq and is a predicted model, not a curated record.